Molecule: messenger RNA, 3233 nt
Organism: Crotalus tigris (Tiger rattlesnake)
Lineage: Eukaryota; Metazoa; Chordata; Lepidosauria; Squamata; Viperidae
Gene: LRRC72
Product: leucine rich repeat containing 72
Exons: 9
Coding region: 107-1003 (298 amino acids)
Molecular function (GO): protein binding
Source: RefSeq, a predicted model, not a curated record
CAGAGCCCAGAGCAGCGAGAAGGGACGCCAGCGCUGCCCCCAGGACGUCUCGUGUAUCCCUCUUUCACCGGGCUAGGAAGCCACGCGUCAACUCUCCCUGAUAAAAAUGUCGAAAAGGUCCGUUGAUGCCCGACAGACUUCAAAAGCUUUUCAAUGUGGUCCAGGAGGGGGCAAAGAAGGACCUAGUAUCAGUUUGGAUGAGCACCAAAUUGUUAACGGGAUUUUAGAAAAACAACUAAAAAUUUGUGGCUAUAGGAAUGAUAAAGAAGUCACAGAUCUGUACCUUGGAGAAAAUGGAUUAAAAGAUGUUCCUCAUUUAUCACGGUUCCGGAAAUUGAAAAAUUUGUGGCUAAACCAUAAUAAGAUUCAGUAUAUAACAUUCGUGAAAAAUAACUGUUGCUUGACAGAAUUAUAUCUUCAUAAUAAUGAUAUCAGGAAUAUAACAGGUGCUCUGAAAAAUUUACACUCACUGCAGAUCUUGCUGCUUCACAACAAUCAGCUAAAAAAUUUGGAUAUGACUAUAAAAGAACUACAAGGAUUGCGAACUUUACAUACCUUAAACCUGUUUAACAAUCCUCUGUCACAAGAAUGCAGAUAUCGCCUAUAUGUAAUAUAUCACAUUCCCUCAGUAAUUUUGCUCGACAGAAAAGAAAUAACUAGAAAAGAAAGAGAAUCAGCUCUGCACAUCUACAAUCAUGAGAAGACUCUUGUCCUUCAGUCCAUAGGAUUUGGAAAGAGAGUAGAUAUACCUUUGUUGCCAAAGGCAGCAUUCGGGCUGGCACCCACAAAAGUGUUGCGCUUGCCUUCAGGUUGCGAGUUUGGAAAUCACUUAGUUAAAAUACCAUUUGCAAAUCCAGAAGAUGCUGUUUUUGUGCGGGCAAUGAAGCGUGGCAUGAUGGAAUUUUCAACUGUCGAUUGGGGGAAAAUGCCCACCUGUGAAGAAAAACGCCUUGGCAGCAAUCCAGAGAAAAGGCCAGAAAAACUGACCAUUAGAUUCAGAUAAGAGCCUGUUUCCUACAGAAAACUAUCUCUAAGAGCUUCUUUUGAAUUAUAUUCCUAUUAAAUGUUCUAAUUGUCAAUUGAAGAUAUUUUAAGAGAGAAAAUAUUAUUUAUUGUUUUAAUAUUGAAUGUGGAGCACUUUUUAAAAUAAGUGUGAUUCAAGAAUUCAGUGGCCAGAGCAAUAACAUUACAAUACUGAAAUAGAUCAGCCUUUGAGUUUCAAGGUAUUUUUUGAAAAGAAUUGGAAUAUUUUGAAAUAAUGGAGGUUUAAAUACCAAUUUUUGCCACCCAACUAUAGCACAUAAGGAUUAUAUUACAAUUAUAUUACUUGAAAUAUCUUCAAAGAUAUGCGAUGACUAUUAAAAUGUCUCAGUCCUUAUUGCCUUCUAUGUUAAGAAAUACUGUGAAUGGGUAGGGGAAACAGUCUGUAUGAGAUUAGUUAUUUCAUCCCAUAAGGCCUAUCGUAGUAGUUAAAUAAGUGUCAAUAUCUUUAUUUAUAGGACCAUUGAAGUGAGUCUAACUAUAGUAGUCAAAUUUCAUUUGCAUCCACAAGUUGUAAAUAAUGCAAUAAGCUAAAAAAAUUAUCUGGCAUUAAUUUUUAAAAAGUCUACAUAUAUGGCUCUCUGAACAUUACUGAACUCCAGGGCCAACUGUCUCAGCUAAUAUAUCUACCAGUGAGACAACUUAGCAACUUCUGGAUAGCCCUGAAUAUCUGCCAUAAAUUACUCACAGCCACCCAGCCUAACCAGUAUCAUAUUGUUUUCUUUGUAACAAACCCUAAGUAAAUUUUAUUUUAUAGAUUAGUUAAAGGCUAAACUAUGAUUUUCUUUACAAAUAUUUUAGGUGCAGUCUUUACCAUAGAUGCAUUUAUUUUGCUAAUUUAGAAUGACAUCUAUUAGGCAUUCCAAUUGGGUAGCAAAUAAACAGUCUAUCAAAUUAAAACAGACUGGUAUGUCUUACAUAAAAUUUCUCCUAUUAUAAUAUUAACUUUUGGAAGCAAAUAUUCAAUCUGACAAUGUUUUGCGUGGAUUUAAAAAAUUAUGGAAAUUAGUUAGAAUACUGAACUGUUUAAAGGACUGCCCUACUUAUUCUGUAAAAAUAGUGAGUCCAGAACAAUUCGGUUUGUCUUGAUAUUGGAUUGCUUAUAAAAUACUUUGUUUUGUGUAUAUUCCUAGUACAGUCUUCCCAAGUUCAGUAUUUUGCAUUUCAUACAGAAAUGAGAGAAAAAGUAUUGUUUGUUAGUUUGGAAAUUAGCUGCAAAUUAAUAUAGAAAAUAAAAGUAGAUGCAACAAUAUUCUGAGCUCUCUAAUUUUUUUCCCCGUAAGAAAUCUUAAAAGUUAUCUGUUAUAUCCUUAAAAAUGUAUAGGAGGUAGGGAGAAAGUAUUGUUAAUAAGAUUUUCCUAUGGUUUGUAGAGGUAGUUCCUCAAGAUACAAAGGUCACUUAACAGCUGUUGGAUAUUACAACAGAACCCCCAAAACUUACAUAUGACCCUGUUUCAAAGUUACAGCUGCUGCAGUGCCUCCUCUCCUUUCCCCCACCUUUCAUCUCACCAUCCCCAUACCACUUGGGCCUGCUCCUUACAUUUCUGUCACACAUUCCACAUUUAUCUUUUGAAGAUUUCUGGACAUCAUAUUACAGAAGGACACACCAUGUGACCUUGGACCAUGCAGCGGUGAUCCAUAUGCAACCAUUUUGUUCCACCCACUUGUGGCAGGGCAAAAUGGCAGUCAAGGGACAAAUCGGUUUUGUUGCCUUAAAACUGCACAGUGAUGCAGAAACUUUCUGCAACGCUAGGCAGACCUCAUUAGGUAGCAAAGCAGAAUGCUUUGUCCUGUGGCUGCAUGGUGCAUUUCCGAAAGCGGUAGCUAAUUCUGGCCCAGAGGUUUCUGAAUGAUGGUGCAAACUACAUUGUCCCUCGCCCAUAUGGCACUAUUCCAGAAGUGGCUGCCAAAUACCCAGCGGUUGAACUGCAUUCUGAUAGCUAUAAAUAUUUCUGCCACUUAUAGAAUUGUGCCACAUGGCAUGAUGAAGAGAUCUGUUCCAUCACUCUAGGAGACCUUGAACUUUCAAACAGUAAGUGAAGAGAGUGUUUAGUUCAGUGGCAUGGGAAUCAGGCCUAAGGCCUAGGGCAGUGGUGGCGAACCUAUGGCACAGGUGCCAGAGGCGACACUCGGAGCCCUCUCUGUGGGCACAUGCACCGUUUCCCCAUCCCUACCUCCUCCCACAGCCCCCU